AACGACAACACCACCCUCGUGGAGAUGGACCCCGGCAGCUUCAAGACCUUCGACACCGACUACUUCAAGCUGGUGAGCAAGCGGAGGGGCCUCUUCCACUCCGACGGCGCCCUCCUCACCGACCCCUUCACCCGCGCCUACGUCCAGCGCCAUGCCACCGGCGCCUUCAAGGACGAGUUCUUCGCCGACUUCGCCGCCUCCAUGAUCAAGAUGGGCAACGCCAACCCGCUCACCGGAAGCCAAGGUGAGAUCAGGAAGAAGUGCAGCGUGGUCAACCAUUAAACCACCGACGAAAUACAAGGCUCCUUUCUCUCCCAAAUCUUUUUCUUUCAUUAAUUUAUUGUUUCGUUACAACCAUGUUAGUUCCUUGUACACACACUUUGGUAUUGCCACCUCCGACGUGUCGUCCAUUGUCAUCUGGAGAUUAUUCAUGUCACGGUUACUAGUUUUGUCUAAGUUUGUCUUUGUUUUAUUUUAGAUUGUUACAUAAUGUUUUGUUGUGAUAUUUGUUUUACCUCAGAGCAUAUCAUAAUGUUUCACAUGUACAAGUAAAAAGAAGAGUUACUGUCAGAUUAUCUUUAUUUAG
This is a messenger RNA of Aegilops tauschii subsp. strangulata, 586 nucleotides long. NCBI's taxonomy places the organism in Eukaryota, Viridiplantae, Streptophyta, Magnoliopsida, Poales, Poaceae. The record is from RefSeq and is a predicted model, not a curated record.